UGCCCUGGUGAGGACGAAGCGCCAUAGCCACGGUAGCCCUGGCGACAAGAGCCCAGCAACGAGAAUCAACAACAACAACAACUGAAUCCGCCAUAAAAAUAAAAGAAGAUAUUUUACCGGUGGGAAAUACACACGUGGAACCAGAGGGUGAUUCCCAGCUCUUGUUAUGGCCACCUCAGGCUACGUGGGUGAGAUCCAGCCGGCAGCCCAACCCCAGGGGGGCGGUGUUACCGUAACGCCGGUGCAACCUGACGCCAGCUCCACCCCUCCAACUGCCCCUCCCCCCUUUCUGGCUGAGAUUCAGACUACUGUGGUCACUCCCACUGUCGUCACACCCACAGGCCAAACUUCUCCAACUGAUCAAGCCACCUCUAUCACCAAUCAGAAGCCUGCAGCUGGAGGUCAAGCUCAGUCCACAGCACAGGCCCAGCCAGCACAGACUCAGUAUGUGACCGCAGAGAUCCAGGGCUCCCCCACACAGUCUGGAAAUGCUCAAAGCACUCCUCAGUACAUCGUUGUUACAGUCACAGAAGGCUCCCUUCACUCAAGUGACAGUGUGUCAGACUCUAGCCCACCUCCAGCUGUGGUGCAGACAGGAGUUCCCACGCAGGUGGUUCAGCAGGUACAGACAGCUCAACAGAGGUCUGUGGUGCAGGCUACAUCUCAGAUAACCAAGACUGAGCCUGGCACCCAGCUCAGUGUCACCAGUCUACAACCUGUUCAUAUCAGCCCGGAGGUCCAGCAGCAGCUCACGCCAGUGCCAGUGCAACAUGUGUACGCCAAUCAAGUGCAGUAUGUGGAAGGAGCGGACACCAACUAUACCACCAGCACGAUUCGUUCGAGCACCUUCCCGUACACUGACACACCCCUGUACACCCAGACCACCGCCGCCCAGUAUUAUGAAGGUCAGCCAACAUCCGGCUCACAGUCCUCUACCCCUGGCACACCUCUAACCGUCUCAGUGACUACUGGCACGACAGGGGGUGUGUCCAUGUUUGUGGCCCAACCCACCAGUGCGACAGGGGGAGGGGCCACAGUGGUGACUACUGGUGGCACCACCAACGGGGCAGGGGAAGGGGCAGGCACCAAUGGUGGCGCAGCAGGCAGCUAUGUAAUCCAGGGGGGUUACAUGCUGGGCAGCAGCAGCGGAGGGGCAGCUGGCAACAGUCAGAACUACUCUCACACUGCCCGCGCCUCUCCAGCCACUGUGAGUAUUACAGAGGGCGAGGAGAGUAGCGUGCCGUCGGCAGACAAGAAGGUACAGUGGUUGCUGGACAACUAUGAGACAGCUGAAGGAGUGAGUCUUCCACGUUCCACCCUCUACUGCCACUACCUGCUGCACUGCCAGGAGCAGAAACUAGAACCUGUCAAUGCUGCCUCUUUUGGGAAACUCAUUAGAUCGGUGUUCAUGGGGCUACGCACGCGACGUCUGGGCACACGGGGUAAUUCUAAAUACCACUACUACGGGCUGAGGAUCAAGGCAGGUUCUUCUCUUCUCCGUCUGAUGGAAGACCAGCAACAUCUGGCCAUGAGGCAGCAGCCCUUCUCACAGAAACAGAGGUUGAAGCCUGUGCAUAAAGUUGAGGGGAUGACGAAUGGCACAGCAGCAGGAGCAGGUCAGCAGCAGCAGCAGCAGCAGGGGUCAGGGCAGGUGGACAUCAGCACCCAGGUUCAGCAGUACCAGCAGUUCCUAGAUGCAUCCAGAGCUCUCCCAGAGUUCCCAGACAUCGACCUCCAGGGGAAGUCUCUGCCAGAGGGCAUCGAGCUGGAGCACAUAAAGAGCUUUCAGCUGCUGUACAGAGAACACUGUGAGGCCAUACUAGAUGUGAUGGUCAACCUGCAGUUUACCCUGGUGGAAACUCUGUGGAAGACCUUCUGGAGGUUCAGCCAGAGUCAGGCUGGGGAUGCCACGUUGGCUGUUCAUGACGAGUCAGAGAAACGUCUGCCGAAGUCCUGCCUGGUGCUGCUGUGCAAGUAUGACCCAGUGCUGCGCUGGAGCCGCGACUGUGACAACAGCCUGUACCAGGGCCUGGUGGAGAUCCUCAUCCCUGAUGUCCUCAGGCCCAUCCCCAGUGCCUUAACUCAAGCCAUCCGCAACUUUGCCAAGAGCCUGGAGAGCUGGCUGACCAAUGCUAUGAUGAACAUCCCUGAGGAAAUGGUCCGCAUAAAGGUAACAUCAGCCAAUGCAUUUGCCCAGACACUGCGGCGCUACACCAGUCUGAACCACCUCGCCCAGGCAGCUCGCGCUGUCCUCCAGAACACGGCCCAGAUCAACCAGAUGCUCUCCGACCUAAACCGCGUCGACUUUGCUAACGUACAGGAACAGGCCUCAUGGGUGUGCCGGUGUGAAGACCGCGUCGUCCAGCGGCUGGAGCAGGACUUCAAGCUGACCCUCCAGCAGCAGAACUCCCUGGAGCAGUGGGCUGCGUGGCUGGACGGCGUGGUCUCCCAGGUCCUGAAGCCGUACCAGCACAGCCCCGCCUUUCCUAAGGCCGCCAAACUCUUCCUGCUCAAGUGGUCCUUUUACAGUUCAAUGGUGAUAAGGGACCUGACCCUGAGAAGUGCAGCCAGUUUUGGUUCCUUUCACUUGAUCCGCCUGCUGUACGAUGAGUACAUGUACUACCUGAUAGAGCACAGAGUGGCCCAGGCUAAAGGAGAGACCCCCAUUGCUGUCAUGGGAGAGUUUGCCAGUUUAGGCCGGGGUCUAAGCCAGCUGGAUCCUGACAAAGAAGAGGAUGAGGAGGAGGACGACGAGAGCGAUGACGAAGGACAGGAGCUGUCCCUUCCCUCAGAUGGAGCCGUGCUGGGAGAGGAGUCUCUGGAGCCGCCUGCCAAGCUGGCCAGAACGGACCAGAGAGUCCUCUUCACAACUGGAUCAGCUGACAACUAGUCACAGAGUAACACUACUAGACGUGGGUUGAUUAUAUUGAUUGCAUACACACCCAGAUGUACAAUGAACACUAAUUUAUACACUUGACACAUGUAUAUAGAUCUUGUAAAUGUGUGUGCGCACUCUCGCUGCAUACUGUAACUGUCCCCACUUGUUUACGCAUACACAAUCAAAAUACACACUCAAUCAGUUCUGCUGCUGCCUGGAUGGCACAACCACCUGUUGACACCAUUGAUUUAACACACAAUCCCUGGCAUUGCAACAGGAUGUGGCUUCAAAAAACAGACUCUCAAUGCAAAGAGAAAAAUUAACUGGCAUGUUUUGUUUUUUUUGUCGUCGUCUCUCAUUGCAUUGCAACCUGUAGCCUCGCUGUCUCCUUUGCCGAGAAGCUUCUGCUCACCCUAGAUCCUCCUAAAACUGUCACUGCCGUAUCAAAGUGGUCUUGAAAAUACUGUGAUGUGUGUGCGUGUGUAAAGGUAACUACAGGAGGAGGGUGCAAAGUGGACCUUCAACAGUAGGUGUUUGCUGAAUUUAGUUGUUCCCAAUUCAUUCACGCUGUGGGGAAGCUGUGUCAUUCAGAUGGGAAAGAGACAUUUGUGAAAGACAGCAGGCGGUUGGGAUUUUUUGGGUGGGUUUGUCUCGUUUGUGUGUGUGUGUGUGUGUGUGUGUGUGUGUGUGUGUGUGUGUGUGUGUGUGUGUGUGUGUGUGUGUGUGUGUGUGUGUGUGUGUGUGUUUUCCGAAUGAGCACUGGGGUCACACCGCUCUGCUGUUGCUUCUGGAGGCUGACUGAACAUGCUUUUCCACGAUGGUACGUGUAUAUACGUGUGUGUGUGUGUCUGGUUGUGUGAUUGUGAGUCAAGUGUGGGCUGUUUCCUUCUGUAGAUAUUUUCUAAGGCCUUCAGGUUUUGAUUUUGGGAAACGUGUGGAGAUUUCCUGUUUUGAUUCGCCUGUAAAGAAAAACAGUCUUGUGUUCUUGGAGUGCCUGUCGCAGCUGCUACACACACUUGUAAAGAUAAAAACUACGGCUGUGGAAUUGGGGCUCCCAUUAGUUGCUGCAAAAAAUCCUCUCUUCUAUUGAACAUCUGGUUCCAUGAGAGAGGUACUGUACGUGUCAUAUUUUUACGUUCAAAGUGCUCCAUUCCUGUCCACCCCAAUACGUUCCUCUGUGGCCUCAUUUUCCUUUGACAUAUCGUUUUAUCUCGCCUUAUUUCAGUAUAUUUUUCCGUGUGUGCCAAACCUGUUUGCUUUUAUCCCAGAUCCCAUUGUUUUUAAACUCUCUAUGUUUUAAGGAGGACUGUGCCUGAGUAAGAACGAUGAUAUACUUAUAUUCUACUGUAUAUUUAUCCACUAUUUUGAAUUUUGUUGUCACUAAGUGAACCUCUUGUGCAGUGUAUGGUGCUGUGUUGUCACACAUUGUAAGCAAUCUUUGUGUGCAUUAUUGAUUUGUGAUUGUACGUUCAGUUAUCAAUCCUAUAUCAUAUCUUACGACUUUUCCACAAACAGGCUAAGGCCCUGCCUCUUUGCACAUAUUGACUAUUGUCUUUAAAACUACGACAGAGUUAUCUGAAAUGUUUUUCAUCUUCUUCGAAGUCUUAGGUGUUUUCAGUGGUGGGGUGCAGGUGUCAGAUUUCGUGCAAACAUCUCAUACCUACUCAGCGUGGUUCAGAGAAUUUGGUGAGAGGUGACAGAUCUGAUGGCUCUUCCUGCACAGUCCUCCACAGACACUCACCUCCCUCCACUGUGCUUUCAUCUCGCUGCAUUUCCGCCCUCCUGCCAAUGGCUUUGUUUUGCUUCAAACAUCCAUAUUCUUAAACACUGUUCGUCAAGAUUGGUUGUUGUAAACAUGUCAUUUUUUGGAUUUUUAAAUACAAUGUCUUUAAAUAGCUGCAGUGCACGUUUUCAACAGGCAUCGGCAGCCUCAAACCAGCACAUCAUCCUUUAUAGGGACUCUAAUGCUACCACAGCUGAGUACAUAUCACUCCAGUCUUGAUGAUCUACAGCAUAUAGAAUGGCCAUUGUUUACCCAGUAAGAAAAAUGUUUAGUCAUUUUUAUAGUGCAUUGUUUCUUAUGUACAAAACAAAUUGAGAAAAAAAGAUGUUCAGUGGCAGUGUUUUAUGAAUUUGGUCUGCUGUAAGUAUGACUGUGCCUUUGGAGGUGGUAGAAUGCAAUUCAGAUGUUUUUAAUUUUAAAGAUAUAAAUUAAAGAAUUUUUAAAAUUGCA
Messenger RNA from Dicentrarchus labrax (European seabass), 5111 nucleotides. RefSeq names its product regulatory factor X, 1a (influences HLA class II expression) (gene rfx1a). The transcript is spliced from 18 exons. The record is from RefSeq and is a predicted model, not a curated record. Gene Ontology annotation, biological process: regulation of transcription by RNA polymerase II. NCBI's taxonomy places the organism in Eukaryota, Metazoa, Chordata, Actinopteri, Moronidae. Gene Ontology annotation, cellular component: nucleus. Gene Ontology annotation, molecular function: DNA-binding transcription factor activity, RNA polymerase II-specific; RNA polymerase II cis-regulatory region sequence-specific DNA binding. Bases 167 to 2890 code for a protein of 907 amino acids.